Capronia epimyces CBS 606.96 is the source of this 2589-nucleotide messenger RNA. RefSeq lists its product as uncharacterized. The transcript has a single exon. Gene Ontology annotation, molecular function: small GTPase binding; actin binding. NCBI's taxonomy places the organism in Eukaryota, Fungi, Ascomycota, Eurotiomycetes, Chaetothyriales, Herpotrichiellaceae. The record is from RefSeq and is a predicted model, not a curated record. Gene Ontology annotation, biological process: actin cytoskeleton organization. The coding region runs from base 1 to 2589 and encodes 862 amino acids.
AUGGGCCCAAACGUCCUUCAGGUCGCUCAAAUCUUUGAGGAUCCGGAGCCUCAACAAAGAGGACGCCAGACGUACCGGAACCACAACCACGCACCCUCUGCAGCCGAAGCUCUGAAUGGGCAGCGGAAAGAGAAUCAGAGUCCUACCAAGCCCACAUACCAACAUCAUCGGGAGAUUUACGCCCCUGCGAGUCCUCUAGGUGAACGGCACAUCAACAGCCCCCCUCAAUCCAGGCGAGUGGCGACCAAGUUGGAGAGCGACCAUCGACCUGUAGCACACCGCAGUCAUAAGAAGACGGGAAGUUCUAUCUCAUUGAAAGGGUUGAUCCUGGGCAAAGAAAGGAAUUUCGACUCGAGCAGUGUGUCAUCUACAGAAGGGCGUGCAAUCGAAAAGAAGCCCAAGAAGGUCAAGUCAGCAGCCAACUUGACCGGACUGCUGAAGCGGAAAUCAAAGAAGGACUUGAGAGAAGAGACAACCUGUGGGGAGAACAAUCUGUCUCCCCAGCGUGCACCCGUGGAGAAUCCAACUCCAAUCUGGGAGCAAUUCGCAACGCAACCGCUGGAAAGUCCAGACGGCACGAUGCUUUAUCCAAUGUCCCAGCGCAGGUCGGUGGAAGAAGAGAUCAAACUCUACACCCCGAAGGACUACUCCGAGUUCCGGCCUGCAGCACAGAGAAACUUCUACGGCUAUGGCCCCGCGGUCCCAAUCUCCCUAGACUCCAAACCUCCUCAGCGCCCAUUCUCGGAGCACAAAUCUAGCAGAAGCUCCAUUUUCACAGAAAACCUGGAAGAAGAAACUAAGCCCGAUCUGAAACAAACAAAGAGUAAGGAGGAAAAUACCAGUCGGCCAGGCACAUCCGGUGCACAGGAGGGGCGGCCACCGCUGGCCAGUCGCUCUUCGGAAAGAUCCCAGUCGGACAACAAGUCGAAAAGAGGAUCCAGAGUGCUUGAGGCCAUUAACACGUUAAACAUGAGAACUCGUCGCAACGCCCGGUCGGUCCCCGCGAGCCCUUCGACCACGAACCCAGCACUCAGUCCCCAGGAGAUCGAGACAGCCUUCGAACAGGUUUUAGACUCAUUGAACAUUCCUCUGAACAUGCGUGACAAUAUGAGAAAUCUCAAACCAGACGUAAAAGCAAGCUUGAUCAAAGGAGACCGGGUCGGCAGUGGAUCGUCGACGACUUCAACAGGUGCCGACGCAUCCGAAUUACGAUCAUCAGAAGGAAGCCCUCGCAAGCAGGAGAAUGACAGACCCAAGAGUCAGGAUGAAGAUGGAAAAGACGGCAAACGGUCCCGAUCGAGAUCCCGACCCCGAAGCCGUAUCUUGACCUUGAGCAAACGCGAUGAGGAUUCGUCUAACAACGCCGCUGACAGACCAGGGUCGUCGUCGAGAUCUCGCAGCAAAUCUCGGAACAAGUCAGCGGAUUUGACGAAUUCCAGGCCCACGUCUUCCAGAGCCAUGGCUUCGACAGUGUCGCUGGCAUCGCUCAAUGCGACCGACAGUGCCACAACCCCUGGGGACUUUAUCCACUACCUGCGGGAGGUUCAGAAGCCCAGCCUGGUUGAGGUCAGCAAGUUACACAAAUUGCGCAUCUUGGUGAGGAAUGAAUCCGUCAGCUGGACCGAUCACUUUGUGACAAAGGGUGGGAUGGAUGAGCUUGUUCAACUAUACUAUCGGAUUAAGAAGAUUGAGUGGCGGGAGGAUCACGAAGACAGCCUGCUCCACGAGACAUUGCUCUGCCUGAAAGGACUUUGUACAACAUCACUGGCAUUACAACGUCUGCAGCAGGUGGAAAAGGAAUUCUUUCCCGCUCUGUUAGGCAUGUUGUUCGAUCCCGAGAGAAAAGGACCGGCGGAGUUCAGCACGAGAGGAGUGAUAGUGUCACUGCUGUUUGCUCAUCUUUCUGCGGCCAUGGAUUUCGAACAGAAGCCCAUGCAGGAACGGGCCGAAACCAUCCUCGGGUUCCUCAAGGAUCCUGCGCCAGAAGACGACAAGCAACCUCUGGACUUUGUUUCCCAAAUGCACGUUCCUCGACCAUAUCGCGUGUGGUGCAAGGAGGUUGUCAACGUGACCAAAGAAGUGUUCUGGAUCUUUCUCCAUCAUCUCAACGUCGUGCCCAUCAUUGAGAUUGACGAGUCUGUCGGUUAUGCUCGAGCUCAUUUCCCGACACCACGCCCGCCUCACCCGGCAGCUCCGUAUGUGGGAGGGGUGGAGUGGGAAGCCACUCAAUAUCUGGCGACCCACCUGGACUUGUUGAAUGGGCUGAUUGCAUUCUUACCCACAGCCUCUGAACGCAACGCUCUCAGAGCAGACCUGAGGAGUUCGGGCUUUGAGAAGGUCAUGGGCGGGACUCUGCGCACAUGCAAGGAGAAAUUCUACGGCGGCGUACAUGAAGGUUUGAAGUGUUGGAUCUCGGCGGCCAAAGCGGACGAUUGGCCGGUAGAAGAUGUGCGAGCUGGUCCACCACGGGAAGCGCUUAGUCCACGCAAGAGCCCGACCAAGAAGAGGACAGACGAAGCCCCCAAAUUGGCCUUGGAUGUUGGCAUUGGCCAUGGAGAGAAAGCUGGACUUGAAGACGUAUGGGUUUAG